AUGGCGGCGACUCGCUUCAUUGAUUUUACCGAUCUCCCUGUGGACAAGAAUGGUCCUCAUGGCAAUGCUUGGGGCUUGUGGGGACUGGAUGAUCAGCUUGGAACACUUAAUUAUCUUACUGAUGAGGUCGUUAAAGUCGCAGCAAAAGAGGAAAUCCGCACUGGGGUGCGUGUCUCUCUAAAGUUUAACAAGUCUGAUAAUGACAGUUGGUCUAUGAUGGGACCAUCCAAGCCUCGGUUCCCAAGGAGGUUUACAGAGGCAAAGCUGAUCAACAAAGCACCAAUGAAAACCGCGCAUGACGAAGAGAUUAGCUCGCAAUGGGAUGGAACCAGACAUUACGGCUAUCAGAACGAGAAGGUUUACUUCAUGGGCCAUACUGCGGAAGAGUUCAACAACUCAAACGUCAACGGUCUACAAAAUAUGGCAAAAAGAGGAAUUGCUGGAAGAGGCGUGUUGAUUGAUUGGUAUAGAUGGAUGGAAGAGCAAGGUGACAUAGAUAUUGACACCUUUUCGGCCUAUG
This is a messenger RNA of Bipolaris oryzae ATCC 44560, 520 nucleotides long. RefSeq lists its product as uncharacterized. The transcript has 5 exons. The record is from RefSeq and is a predicted model, not a curated record. Gene Ontology annotation, molecular function: arylformamidase activity. NCBI's taxonomy places the organism in Eukaryota, Fungi, Ascomycota, Dothideomycetes, Pleosporales, Pleosporaceae. The annotation marks the transcript as partial.